Molecule: messenger RNA, 2595 nt
Organism: Zootoca vivipara (common lizard)
Lineage: Eukaryota; Metazoa; Chordata; Lepidosauria; Squamata; Lacertidae
Product: vomeronasal type-2 receptor 26-like
Biological process (GO): G protein-coupled receptor signaling pathway
Cellular component (GO): plasma membrane
Molecular function (GO): G protein-coupled receptor activity
Source: RefSeq, a predicted model, not a curated record
AUGGUAUGCAAGGUUUGCAAUGUUCAAUGCAGGGUCCAUAGUCCUCACCCUCCGCCUCAAAAGUACCAUCAGCCAGGAGAUAUUAUCAUUGGUGGAAUUGUCUCUCAGGCUCGCUUCAUCUCCAGCUCAUUCACCUUCACUAAAGAACCCCCUCCAGCAUUACUGGAAGAGCUUGUCAUUGUGCCUAAGAACUACCAACACAUUCUGGCCUUGGACUACGCGGUGAAGGAAAUCAAUGAAAACUCAGAGCUCUUACCCAAUGUCACCUUGGGUUUCCACAUCUAUGACAGCUAUUUAAGUGCAAAGUGGACCUAUCAUGCCACUCUGCUAUUUCAAUCCACUCUAGACAGGUUCAUCCCCAAUUUCAGAUGUAGUGUCCAGAAUAGUCUGACAGCAGUCAUUGGGGGACUGGACUCCGAAAUCUCCCUUUACAUUGCAACCAUCUUGGAUAUCUAUAAGAUUCCACAGCUCAUUUAUGGUUCUGCUCCUGUGAUGAAUGAUAAAACUCCAGGCCUUUCCUUCUACCAGAUGGCACCUCAGGAAGACCAACAAUACAUGGGGAUUCUCUCUUUGCUGCUGUAUUUUGGAUGGACAUGGAUUGGUGCCAUUGUUAUGAAUAAUGACAUUGGAGAAAGAUUUGCACAUAUUGUAGUUCCACUGUUUUCCAAGAAUGGUAUCUGCUUUGCCUUCCUAGAAAAAAUCCCCAGUUUUAAUUUUGUCAGUGGAAUUAAUGAUAUGCUAGAAAUGGGAGCAAAAAUUCAUGAUACAAUAAUUGCCAGCAAAGCCAAUGUAGUGGUAGCCUAUGGAGAAUCAUAUUUCAUGACCAUUUUCAGAUGGUUUCCAUAUGUAUCAGAACUCGAACACAUGAGCGAGAAUCCAAAAGGUACAGUAUGGAUAAUGACAGCACAAGUGGAGUUCACUUCGUUGGUCUAUCAAAAAACUUGGGAAACCGAAUCAUUCCAUGGCACACUGUCCUUCAAAAUUCACUCCAGUAAUACACCCGGUUUCCUUCAAUUUGUUGCAAGCAGAAUCCCAUUCAACAGAAGAGGAGAUAGUUUUAUAAUGCCAUUCUGGCAACAGGCAUUUGGCUGCACGUUCCCUAAUGUGGUUGUGGAUAAUGUGAGUGGAGACAUUUGUACAGGACAGGAGAAGAUGGAGAGCCUUCCUGGAACUUAUUUUGAAUUAUCCAUGACUGGUCACAGCUACAGCAUCUACAAUGCUGUCUAUGCCGUGGCCCAUGCGUUACAUGACAUGUCCUCAUCUGUACCCAAACGGAGAGGAAUGGUGGGUGAAAAAGGACCAAAGCUUCAAAUUCAACAGCUCUGGCAGCUCCAUCAAUUCCUUAGAGUUAUCUCAUUUAACAACAGUGUGGGGGACAAAAUAUCUUUCAACCAGAAUGGGGAGGUAGUGGCUGGAUUGGACAUUGUCAACUGGAUUUUUUCCUUGAACCAAUCAUUUCAUUCCGUGAAAGUUGGGAAGGUUGAUCCUGAGAGUCCUGCAGACCAAGCAUUCACAAUCAGUGAGGAUGACAUAACAUGGCACAACUGGUUUAACCAGACACGACCCCUUUCAAUAUGUAGCAAGAGUUGUGCUCCUGGUUACAGCAAGAUAGUGAAGGAGGGUCAGCUAUUCUGCUGUUAUGAUUGUAUCCCAUGUCCACAAGGGAAGAUUUCGAACCAGAAUGAUAUGAACGACUGCCAGAAAUGCACAGAUGGGAAAUAUCCAAACAAAAACCAGGAUUUCUGUAUUCCCAAGAUGGUGACCUUCUUGUCUUAUGAUGAACCAUUAGGAAUCAAUUUAGCUUGUUUUUCUCUGUCCUUUGCUUUGAUCACAGUUCUGAUCCUAGGAGCAUUUCUGAAGCACCACAACACUCCCAUUGUCAAAGCCAACAACCGCAACCUCACCUACACUCUCCUCAUCUCCCUCUUGCUCUGCUUCCUUUGUACACUGCUAUUCAUUGGCCGACCUGAGAAUGUGACAUGUCUCCUCCGACAAACUGCUUUUGGCAUAAUCUUUUCAGCAGCUGUUUCUUGUGUCUUGGCAAAAACAAUCACUGUGGUUCUAGCUUUCAUGGCCACUAGGCCAGGAUCCCAGAUGAAGGGGUGGGUGGGGAAAAGACUAGCCAACUACAUUGUUCUGUCGUGCUCCUUGGUUCAGGUAGGUAUCUGUAUGGUGUGGUUGGCAACCUCUCCCCCAUUCCCAGAUGUGGACAUGCACUCUGUAACAGAUGAAAUUAUAUUGGAAUGUAAUGAGGGGUCUGUGACUCUGUUUUACUCUGUUCUUGGCUAUAUGGGCUUCCUAGCCAUUUUCAGUUUCAUUGUGGCUUUCCUUGCCAGGAAGUUACCUGACAGUUUCAAUGAAGCCAAGUUUAUCACUUUCAGCAUGCUGGUCUUUUGCAGUGUUUGGCUCUCCUUUAUUCCAUCCUACCUGAGCACCAAAGGAAAAUACAUGAUUGCGGUGGAGAUCUUUUCUAUCUUAGCCUCCAGUGCUGGGGUGUUAGGGUGCAUCUUUUCACCAAAAUGUUACAUUAUAUUAUGGAGACCUGAACUGAACAAUAGGGAAGAGCUAAUAAGAAGAAAACACAGAAAAAAUUAA